GUCCUUGAAUGCCCUAUUUCCCUUGAAAUUUCCCAUGGGAUAAAAAAGACUACGGCAGUAAAUAUUGCCGAUCUGACCUUACGGCUAUCAAGUAACAUUUUAAUCAAAUUAAAAUUAAAUCGAUCGGACUUGAAGGUAUUCAUUCUGCCAUGUUUCCGAUUUUCUAUUAUUAUGUCAAGUUUAUUGUGAGUUAUUUUGUGUCAGGUGCAAGAGAAGGCAAAAGUUACUAUUUUUCAAUGAUUUAUUAUACGGUUGGUUUAAAAAAUGAAGAGUACCGAAUCAAGAGAGAAUCUUAUUGAAAAGUCCAAUGAAGAGCUGGAUGCCGCGGUAUUGUUAAACGACCCAAUCGAAAGGCCGCUCUCACAGAUUGAGAAGACUUUCUUAUUGCAUGCAGAAAGAGGAGACUUGGCAACAGUUAAAAAAAUAAUCGACCAGUAUAAAAAUACUCCGGAAGAAUUCGAUAUCAACUGUGUCGAUCCUUUAAAUCGAUCUGCACUCAUUGCGGCAAUUGAAAAUGAAAAUAUUGAACUUAUAAAAUUAUUACUAAAUGAGGGCAUCAAGGUUAAGGAUGGAUUACUGCAUGCCAUUAAAGAAGAAUACGUAGAGGCCGUCGAAGUUUUAUUAAAUUGGGAAGAGUCGAAUCAUAAAGAGAAUGAAGCAUAUAGUUGGGAAAAAGUUGAUCGAUCAGGUGCCUCCUUUACGUCCGACAUUACUCCUUUAAUUUUAGCAGCUCACAAAAACAACUAUGAAAUCAUUAAGCUUCUUUUGGAUAGAGGAGCUACUUUACCGAUGCCUCAUGAUGUCAGAUGCGGCUGCGACGACUGCGUUCACUCUUCGAAAGCAGAUUCUCUAAGACAUUCUCAAAGUCGUAUUAAUGCAUACAGAGCGCUGUCAUCUCCGUCCUUGAUCUGUCUAUCAUCUAGUGAUCCGCUUCUAACUGCUUUUGAAUUAAGCUGGGAUUUAAGGAGGUUAAGUAGGAUGGAAACGGAAUUCAGAGCUGAAUACAACGAAAUGAGAAGCCAGGUUCAAAAUUUUGCGACGUCACUAUUAGAUCAUGCAAGAACGUCUUCUGAAUUGGAAAUAAUGUUAAACUACGAUCCAAAUGGCGAUGUGUGGGUUUCCGGUGAACGACAAACAUUAGAAAGGUUAAAGUUAGCAAUCAAGUACAAACAAAAGAAGUUCAUUGCACACCCAAGUGUGCAACAACUUCUUGCAGCAAUCUGGUAUGAAGGCCUACCUGGAUUCAGAAGAAAAAACAUGAUCGGGCAAGGCAUACAAGUAGCAAAGUUAGGAGCCAUGUUUCCGGUAUAUUGCUCGAUUUACAUGAUGGCUCCCAACUCUAAAAUGGGACUGUUUAUGCAAAAACCUUUUGUUAAGUUCAUAGUACAUUCUGCAUCAUAUGGCCUGUUUUUAAUGUUAUUAGGUGCUGCGUCCCAAAGGGUCGAAGUAUUAGCUUUAGAAUGGUUUGGCACGGAUUGGAUGCAAGAUAUGGUUAAAGAAUGGAAAAGGAAAGAGCGCGGUGCCCUAUUCGGGUUGGCAGAAUGUGGAGUCAUAUUAUAUGUUAUAAGUCUAAUCUGGUCCGAAAUGAAAUCUCUGUGGUCCGAUGGAAUAAUGGAGUAUAUUUCCGACUUGUGGAAUAUCGUGGAUUUUAUUACUAAUGUUUUUUACGUUAUUUGGUUAUCCUUACGACUAACGUCUUGGUAUGUUUGCUGGAGAGAUGAUCGAAUAGGUAAACCGACUUGGUACCCUAGAGAAGAGUGGGAUUCUUUUGAGCCAAUGUUAUUAUCCGAGGGUGCUUUUGCUGCAGGAAUGAUUUUCAGCUUUCUUAAGUUAGUUCACAUAUUUAGCGUCAAUCCUCACCUCGGGCCAUUACAAAUUUCGCUUGGACGAAUGAUUAUCGACAUUGUAAAGUUCUUCUUUAUCUACACCCUUGUGCUUUUUGCAUUCGGCUGCGGGCUUAAUCAGCUCUUAUGGUACUAUGCAGAACUAGAGAAGAACAAAUGCUACCACUUGCCCAGCGGAUUACCUGAUUAUGACAAUAAUGACAAGGCUUGCAGUAUAUGGAGACGAUAUGCAAACUUGUUCGAGACUUCCCAAUCCCUAUUUUGGGCAAGUUUUGGCUUAGUGGAUCUCAUGACCUUUGAGCUGACAGGUAUCAAAGGGUUUACAAGGUUUUGGGCUUUGCUCAUGUUUGGUUCAUAUUCUGUUAUCAACAUCAUUGUUUUGCUUAACAUGCUGAUUGCUAUGAUGUCGAAUUCUUACCAGAUAAUUUCGGAGCGAUCAGAUACAGAGUGGAAAUUUGCUCGAAGUCGUUUAUGGAUUGGUUACUUUGAUGAUGGAGACUCGCUUCCUCCUCCUUUUAAUAUUAUGCCAACCCCAGCAAUUGUUUUAAAGAAAAUGGGGUGUGUUAAAGCUAGCAAGCCAAGUACAGCAAGCUUUAAGAUGAAAUCUAGGGAGGCGGCAAGAGAAAAACACGAGGUAGUUAUGAAAUUACUAGUUAGAAGGUACGUAACAGCAGAACAAAGAAAAAGAGAUGAUUUUGGAAUUACCGAAGAUGACGUCAUGGAAAUCAGACAGGAUAUCUCCACGCUAAGAUAUGAGUUAAUUGAUAUUUUGAGAAAGAAUGGUAUGAAAACACCGACGAUUUCCUUGGAAGAAUCGCAAGUUUCCGGUAAAAAGGGGAAAGUAAUGGAAAGGCGUCUCUUGAAAGAUUUCCAUAUCGGCAUCGUCGAAGGUAUAGUAAACGAAAUCCAACUUAAUCCAGAUGAACCCAAAAAUGUCUUCGGACAAAUCGCCAAAGUUCUGGGUAGACGAACUACUUUUAAAGCGAAGAAAAAAGAUUGGAAUGAACUGGUAAGGAAAAAUACGCAUCCCAGUAAUCCUAUUGGAUCUGCUCAAGAGGCUGAAGAAUCCCGGCAAAAAAGACAAAGCAUAAGGAAACAUAUUAUUGCCAAUGCUAAUAAACCAGUUAAUAUUGAAGAUAAUAAGCUUAUAGAAUAUAAUCCAAAGCUUGUCGAAGUACCUAGAGGUGCAAGAGUGGCAUAUGCCAAAUUUAUGUCAAAGAAAAUAGAAGAAGACUACAAGAAAUCUGAAAGUGAAGAAGUUAAAAAAGAUGGAAAAAGAGAAUCCGUAGUUAAGUUUAAAGGAGGUACUACAACUGGUUCUCAAAUAGAUGCGUCAUCUCCGAAAAAUAAUAAGGACCAAAAUACAACAACUCCACUUCUUCAACCUCUUAAGGAAACUGGUCUUAGUCCAGCUUCUCGUAGCAGCACUCCUACUAAAACCACCACUCAGACACAACCAGUGAACGCUGAAGAAAAGACUCUUCAAAAAGCCCAAGAUUCCCUAAAAAUGUUACGUUCCGGUGUAUCUACUUCUCCUAAAGACACACCAUCUUCCGCUCCUAAAAAAGAGCCACAAGAAACUAAGGAAGAAAUGAAACCAAAAGAGGAGCUGAAAUCCAGUGCACUAAAGCCACCAGUGGCUCCGAAAAAGGAAGCAGAGACUCCUCCUCAGUCACUGAAACCUGCUCCUACAAAAGUAGCCAAAGCUCCUGCACCCGAAAUACCUAAAGGUGACAGUGUGAAAAUAACUGUGGAGGAAGCUGAAGCAAGUACUUCUAGUGUACCUUCUAUGAGAUCUAAAUUGACUGGGCAAAAACGUACAGGGUGGAUUUAAGGAGUUUUGCGAAUAAAAGCAAUAAUGUUUCAAUAUAACUCAAAGAUGCAAUGUUGAUUGUUCAAUGUGAAAAUAAAUCGGUUAUGCAAUAA
This is a messenger RNA of Anthonomus grandis grandis, 3770 nucleotides long. It is a transcript of the gene trp, whose product is annotated as transient receptor potential protein. Gene Ontology annotation, molecular function: inositol 1,4,5 trisphosphate binding; protein binding; store-operated calcium channel activity. The record is from RefSeq and is a predicted model, not a curated record. Lineage: Eukaryota; Metazoa; Arthropoda; Insecta; Coleoptera; Curculionidae. Bases 265 to 3678 code for a protein of 1137 amino acids. The transcript has 20 exons. Gene Ontology annotation, cellular component: cation channel complex; membrane. Gene Ontology annotation, biological process: regulation of cytosolic calcium ion concentration; manganese ion transport; calcium ion transmembrane transport.